Messenger RNA from Notodromas monacha, 2015 nucleotides. NCBI's taxonomy places the organism in Eukaryota, Metazoa, Arthropoda, Ostracoda, Podocopida, Cyprididae. The record is from the annotation of a GenBank genome assembly.
CUGAGGAGUUUGUUCAUCCCACGCCCCGACCUUUGAAAGGAGUUUAUGCUAACUUCUUCAGCUAUGAGUCUCCUUCGUCUCCCAUGCAUCAAGAUGACAGUAAGAGAGACCCUGAUUGGCAGAAGACGCCUCUGCAGAAACGCGUCAGUGCUUGCCAUUCUCGGAUCCAGCGGAAAACCUUGAAGGAUUAUGAUAACGUGGCGGAAGAAUGGGCGGAUGAGGAAGACGAAGACUUAGUGUCUCCUCACGAAAUGCAACGUCUUGUAUUGGCAACUUUCCUCUCGAGUUCUACACGUUCUUCCUACGAUAUUCUUCAGGAUAUGAUGCUGUUGACCGUCAUUUGUGGCGUAUUUGGGGUCGUGUGCGCGGAAACCGUGACGACUAACAUUCCACCAUUGACUUCAACCGAGAGUAUUUCUGUUUCCCAAGCAAAACCAGAUCUCAAAACCAUUUCUGAACCGUGUCGUCAUGCUCUCGAAAAGCUGAUGAAGUGGGGUGAUUUGCUGGACUCGAACGCUGGAAGAACGGAUCAACUGUUGUUCUUCCAAGCACCCAACAACUUCCAGUACCUGAAAAUAUUCUCCCACCCGAAAGUUCUGAAACCCGGUUCGAAAUGCGUUUCAAGGGGUCUUGAAAUCGGAGAAAGUGUCGAGUCUUCGUGCCGCCUGGCGUUGAACAAGGCGUGGGAAGUGAAUCAUGAACCUUUGUUCUAUGUGAAGCCGCAAGUUGGAGAGCUGGAGUCCAUUUGCGGAGUCCCAGCAGGUUCCAACGACACAUUUUCUCCAACCUCGCGCACUUUCUCUCUGUUCAACGAGACGUGGAACGUGACUGAACUCUUGACGAAUCAUCUGAUGCCUGUGAGAGUGACAGUGGUUCCGGCGAGUGGAGGUGAACUCGGCUUGGCUACAUCGCUGAGUUUCCUGAUCAAAUUAAAUCGAUACAAUGAAGUUCUUGACGCGGCAGUGGAGACCCGAGCAGGAGUGACACCUGGCGCAACGGAUGUGUUGCUGCAGUCUUCGGUGAAGUUUUCGUUGGAAGAUGACGCUGGAAUCUCGUUCUCUGGUCGCCCCGGUUAUUUAGCCGAGUUUCCGGUGAGGUUUGGAGUUUCUAUUUCAAAUUCGUCCCUUGUCGGUGUUCGAGAAAAGCGAUUUUCUGUCCUUGGAUUAGGCCACAAGUGUGAUUCUACUAAACGCGAUUUGAUGAGAUUCGGAGUGGAGACCAUCAGCGGGUGCGAGUUUGUGGCAAAUUUUAGUUCGUGUUCAAGUCUAGGGACGAGUGUUCAGAAAGUUCUAGUCGAUGAGAUUCCGGAACUGGUCGCUGUUUAUGGGGAUUCGGAGCCCGAGUUCCUGAAGGAUUGGGUUAAUGUCGUGGUCGAUGAAAUCCCUGUGUCGAAUGCGGUGCUGGACGAAAAUGGUAAUGAGCUUUGUGUGGGAAUCGCGAGGUCGGUUGACGUCGACUUUGUGGUUUCAAGAUUUGGGAGUUGUGGGAAACCGCAGUGGAAAAUUUUAGGCUGCCGAGUUAAGUUUGGUUUCGGAAAUGUUGAACAAGGUGGGAAAACCGUACUCUUUAGCCAGGUGCGGUUCUUGGAUGUUUCGGAAGAGAUUGAGCCUAGAUUUGCUGCACCGUUUAGGUUUCCCUUGUUGGAUUUUUAUUUGCCUCACGAUUUCUUCUACCCUUUCUUGUUGAGCAGUUCUGGAGGAAGGGCUCAAUUUGAGGUUCUGUUGUUGUUGGCUACUUCUUCUGCAAGCACACUCUUCAGCGAGUCCAACAAAAUGUCCGCAUGGUGUUGGGUGAAGUUGAGAGCCGGUCUCAGUCGAAGCACGUCAACGCCGCAACCACCGACAUGGACACCUGCGAAUGACAACACACACAGAUCAGCCACUAAAAAAAAAUGGGAAUCGGAUAAUGCAAAGUGGGCCAUCCAAAUGGUAGUGCUCGUGACACCACAUUUUCCCUGUGCUACCACAACCUGUCUGGACUUCAUCCACAAGGAACCCAACAUCCGCCUGCAACAA